This is a messenger RNA of Trichomonas vaginalis G3, 177 nucleotides long. RefSeq lists its product as uncharacterized. The record is from RefSeq and is a predicted model, not a curated record. NCBI's taxonomy places the organism in Eukaryota, Parabasalia, Trichomonadida, Trichomonadidae. The transcript has a single exon. Bases 1 to 177 code for a protein of 58 amino acids.
AUGUCUGAAGUUAGAAAACAGAAGUGCCCUGUUUGCGGUUACGAGAUGACAUUACCAUUCGAAAACAGAUGCCCAAUUUGCAUUAAGUAUGAUGACAACGUUCAACUUCCAGUUAAUGUCGAAGCACUCCUUUCUGUCAAGCCACUCGAGAAAAAGCCAGAAAAGAAGGGCAAGUAA